GCCCCCUCGCCCGGCCCGGCUCCCAGCCAUGCUGGACGGGUUGAAGAUGGAGGAGAGUUUGCAGAACGACCUGGACCCCGCGGCUCCCUUCACCUCCUUGCUGGGCAAAGCCGCUACCCCCAAGUCGGUGUGCGAAGGGUGCCAGCGAGUUAUUUCGGACCGGUUCCUGCUGCGCCUGAACGACAGCCUGUGGCAUGAGCAGUGUGUCCAGUGCGCGUCCUGCAAGGAGCCCCUGCAGACCACCUGCUUCUACCGCGACAAGAAGCUCUACUGCAAGCUGGACUACGAGAAGCUCUUCGCGGUGAAGUGCACCGGGUGCCUGGAGGCCAUUGCACCCACCGAGCUGGUGAUGCGCGCCCAGAAGAGCGUCUACCACCUGCGCUGCUUCUGCUGCUGCGUCUGCGAGCGGCGCCUGCAGAAGGGCGACGAGUUUGUGCUGAAGGAGGGGCAGCUCCUCUGUAAGGGCGACUACGAGAAGGAGCGGGAGCUGCUGAGCUUGGUGAGCCCGGCUCUGUCGGAUUCUGGCAAAAGUGAUGAUGAGGACAGCAUCUGCAAACUGGGCCAAGCCUCGGGGAAGGGCGCCGAGGAUGGGAAGGAUCACAAGCGGCCCAAGAGACCCCGGACAAUCCUGACCACACAGCAGCGCAGGGCAUUCAAGGCAUCAUUUGAGGUCUCCUCCAAGCCCUGCAGGAAGGUGCGGGAGACACUGGCGGCUGAGACAGGGCUGAGCGUCCGGGUGGUGCAGGUCUGGUUCCAGAACCAGCGAGCAAAGAUGAAGAAGCUCGCCAGGAGGCAGCAGCAGCAGCAGCAGGAUCAGCAAAACACACAGCGCCUGAGCUCAGCCCAGACAAACAGUGGCAGCAGCACAGGGCUGGAGGGGAUGCUGAACCCCUACACCACUCUGCCCCCGCCCCAGCAGCUGCUGGGCAUGGAGCAAAGCGUCUACAGCUCUGACCCUUUCCGGCAAGGGCUCACCCCGCCGCAGAUGCCUGGAGACCACAUGCACCCCUACGGUGCUGAGCCCCUCUUCCACGACUUGGAUAGUGAUGAUACCUCACUGAGCAACCUGGGCGACUGCUUCCUUGCUACAGCAGAAGCGGGGCCACUCCAGGCACGAGUGGGGAACCCCAUUGACCAUCUCUACUCCAUGCAGAACUCCUACUUCACCUCCUGA
This is a messenger RNA of Phalacrocorax carbo (great cormorant), 1174 nucleotides long. Lineage: Eukaryota; Metazoa; Chordata; Aves; Suliformes; Phalacrocoracidae. The record is from RefSeq and is a predicted model, not a curated record.